AUGGACAACAACUUCUUGUACCAACACUUGUCUGAAAGUGAUGAACCUGAUGAAAGUGACUUCUACCUCCCAGAUUAUGAUAAUCAAGAAGAGGAUGAUUCCAACUUCAUAUACAUCAUAAACACAAUCUUAAGUGGCACUGCUCGUCUCAACGUCCUCUUACCUACCGCUACAAUCCUUGCUUUCACCAUAUUUGCACCCAUACUAACCAAUGAUGGUCAAUGCAACAAAUUUGAACAAUGGAUGACUGGGAUUUUCUUGAUCCUAUCGGCUGCUUCUUGCGUGUUCUUCUCCUUCACCGAUAGCUUCAAGUCAGCUACCGGGAGACUGCAUUACGGGGUGGCAACUUUCAGUGGCAUUUGGACUUUUAAUGGAAGGAGGAUUAAGCCUUGUGUUCCAAGAGAUUAUAGACUUAGAUGGUCUGAUAUCUUCCAUGCAUCACUUUCUUUGAUUGCUCUUCUUACAUUUGCAGCAUCACACACUGAUGUGCUGCAAUGUUAUCGUUUUGUUGUACCACGAAAGAUCAUCAAUACUGUUCCACUGGUGAUUGGAUUUGUCAUUAGUCUUCUUUUUGUGAUUUUCCCUUCUAGAAGAAGAGGAAUUGGGUAUCCCUUCUUGCUGCAAAGUGAUAUAUAA
This is a messenger RNA of Solanum pennellii, 636 nucleotides long. Its product is annotated as protein DMP7-like. Lineage: Eukaryota; Viridiplantae; Streptophyta; Magnoliopsida; Solanales; Solanaceae. The record is from RefSeq and is a predicted model, not a curated record. The transcript has a single exon. Gene Ontology annotation, biological process: endomembrane system organization. Bases 1 to 636 code for a protein of 211 amino acids.